This is a messenger RNA of Cladocopium goreaui, 3693 nucleotides long. The record is from the annotation of a GenBank genome assembly. Lineage: Eukaryota; Dinophyceae; Suessiales; Symbiodiniaceae.
AUGACACAACAUCAUGUCCAUGGUCCGGAUCCUAGCUUGAUCGGCAACUUGGCGGCAUCAGCUGCGACGUCAGCAGUGAGGGCAGAGGCCACGGAGGCCGUAGCGCAAGCCAGAGAGGUGGCACAUGCCGUGGCGUCAGAUCUUAGAGUGUCUCAAGCAAGGGAGUCCUUUAUGGACUUGGAGCUUAGAAAUUUGAGAGCUCAAGUUGAAGCACUGCGGCACGAGAACACUGAGUUGAGAAGCUCAAGAAAUGCUGCUCUGGCUGCAGCGCCCGAUUCCGCAAGCGGUCAAAACCCCAAUAAUGGCUCGGAGUUGGAACAAAGGGUUCGAGAGAUGGAGUUGCAUAUUGUUUCGGGUAUCACCCCCAGGAUUGAUUAUUUGGAGCAAGUCGCUAUGAUGAUGGGGAACAUUGAAUCCAGCAUUAGCCAAAGGAUUACUCCUCAUUUGCAGAGCUUGGAAACCAGACUCUUACAAGUUCAACAGCAGUUGGAUCACCAUCAGACAUUCAUCCAAGAGUUGUGGGCAGGACAGCCGCAAGGGUCCGCGCAACCCAGGUUGCCGGUACCAGCUGCACCGGGAAACCCCUCUCAAACAGACAAUGUCAUGUCCCCAACUCAGUGUCAUACCCCAAUUCAUUUUAGGAUUGACACCCAAGAUGAUGGUAGUGAUAAUGAUCAGGAGGGUCAAUGGGAAAUGCCAGACGCUAUGAAUGAUUUGGAACGGAGGGCUUUAAGGACUAAAGACCUCCACCACCUCAAGCUACCCAACCUCCCAGAGACGGCUGCCCAAUAUCGAACUUGGCGAAACUCAGUCCGAACUGCAAUUGUUGCAUUUGACCAAAGCUUUGAAGGGUAUCUUGGCCCAUGGCUGUCAGAAGCCUUCACUGCGAGGGGGAAGGAUUCACUGAAAUUGGCGCAGGAUAGUGGGUCGUUUCCUCGAUUUGAUCGCAUCAUUGCAAGUAUUUUGUGUCGUCAGGAAACUUUAAAGACCAGCUUUGGCUUGAAAGUCCAGGCUUAUGUCGAGAAAUGUGAAGCCUCGGGGGAGAACAUCCGGGGCCGAUACAUCUUGAACCUGAUUGCCUCGGAGUACGAUACUAAUCAUGCAACCUCCUCUAUUACCACCAGUAUCGAGUUAUUUCAACUGCCCGCACCGCAUGAUACGUUUGCUGGACUUAAACUGUGGCAUGACAAGGUGACGUACAUUUUAUCACAGUUGUCCACAUCUCAACAACCGCCAGAUGACAUGUUGUCUCAAUGGGCGUAUGGGUCGUUGAAGAAACACAGCCUCAUGCGGCGAGUCAUUGAUCGGUACUUGGAAGUUCCAGCUUUUCGUACGUUUGAGUACUUGUGGGAAGGGGUUGAAUUGGCACUCAAAGAGUCCCAGUAUGACACAAAUGCGCAGAGUAUUCGUGAUGAUUUGCGUAAAGGUCCUACCACUUCACCCAAGAAACCGGACACCAAGGCAAUGCCAGCUAAUCCCAAAGGGAAAGGCACUGGUACCAAAGGUGCAACCAAAGGCGACAAGAAUCCCAAAGGGGGAUCAGCAGCAGCGCCAAAGGCGCAACCUAAGGCCAAGGCUAUUGCAGCCGCAGUGGCACUUUUGGCAGGGGCAGAUGCAGCUGCAGCUUCAUCCAUGGUUUCGGGUAAUCAAGGAUUCAUUGAGUUCAUUGGGGAUACGGGGGCUGGGGAAUGUCUUGGCUCUCCUGAAGCUCUUGCUCGUCAAGGAAUGGCAGCUUCCGCAUCUUCGGGGGGGGGGAUUCGAGCCUUAGAUGACCCCAAACCUGAUGUGCCAUUGGAAGCCGAAGACCCCGAAGAAGCAUGGGCUGAUGAAAGCAUUCCACUCAACCCAGUCAACCACUUGAUGACUCACCUGCCUAAAGAUAGGAGAUGUGAAGUUUGCGUCCAAGCAAAACUCUAUGAAACACCCCACCGACGUAGGGAAAAUCAAAGAGAAGCAAUCCGAGAUGCUAGGGAUGUUGAAGAACCCAGUGAAUACUUGGAAAAAGUUGCUUGUGACCAUAUCAUCUUGAGGAAUGAACCUGGUUUUAGAGGUGAAUGCUACAGCUUUGUAAUUGUUGACCGUUUCACGGGGUAUGCAGGGAUCUUUCCCUUGAAGUCCAAAACUGCAGAUGAAGUUGAAUCGUCCUUUCGCAAGUUUUGUGGGAGGAGAAGGCCAGGGAUUGUAAUAGUUGGGAGCGACCGCGCGCCAGAGAUCUUGGCGGCUAUCCGGGCACUUGGAUUCAACUCCGAGCCCAGUGCUCCUCGGCAAGCAAUUCAUAACCCUUUUGCUGAAAGCUUCAUCAGGACUCUGACGGGAAUGACCGCAUCGGUGUUGCUCCAAGCAGGGUUGAGUCAUGAAUAUUGGCCGCUGGCCCAUAAAUACCUUGAAUGGUCAUAUAGCAUCACUGCUAUUGCGAACAAAGAGAGUACCAAAACAUGCUUUGAAAAAGUCCAUGGAUAUGCAUUUGAAGGAUUCAAGGUUCCGUUUGGGGCUCUGGUUUGGAUCAAAUCUGAAGAUCAGAUGUCCUUUGAACCCAAAGGGGAAGGGGCUUUGUUCCUUGGGGCUGAAAUCACGGAUGGAAUGAAAUUCAAAGGUCUGUAUCUUACUUGGCCACUUCAAAACUUUCUGGAAAAGAGUUUCAAACAAAAGGUGGUCAGAACCUUAGCUGUGCCUCCAGGUCCUUGGCGGUUUCCAGCCAAAAUAGGCAAACCAAUUGAAAUCGAACAACCGGUUCAGCCAGGGUAUCUUGGGGAUAGCAAGGAUUCCAAUGUAGAACAAGAUAUUGACUGGUUCAUUGCUGAAGUAGAAGGUCUUGGGGAAGAAAUGAACAAGGCUUUUGGAGUAGACUCUGUCUACCCAGCGCCCGGCGCGGGGGAUGGGGGGGCUUCAAAGGCCAAAGCGAGUGAAACCCUUGCUCCUGAUUCGAAGAGUAAGGAAUCUUCCUCCAAGCCCCGCAGCAGAGCAAUCACCAAACUCAGGGUUGCAGUCCAUGGUCCAACCAAGGGCUGUCAGGCCUGCAAAGAAGGCUUGUACUCCCACACCAAGGAGUGCCGUGAAAGAUUCAAUGCUCUUCUUGACGAACAGGAACCCAAAAUAGUGGGUCACGGUGCUAAGGAUCUGACUGAGGCACCUAUUGACGGCGAAACCGAACCUUUGGUUGGGGGGGUGGAGCCAGCAGAACAAGUUGAAGUUUUGGAGGAUGACCACGAAGACUCAAAUGAUGUAGCCGGUCUCAUCAACAUUGCUCAUGGAUCACAGAUUUCCCGGGAAUCACAAGAAUUGGAAAAAGGAAAAGAGGUAGUAGCUGCCAUCUUGAUUGACGCGGCUGAAGAAGUUUUAGCACAUGAGGAGAAAGGGCUGUGGAUGGCCCAGCUUGUUUUGGCGUUGGUUCAUAAGCCACUAUCCAGAGAGGAGAUCAACCGGAGCCCAGAAGCCAAAAGGAAACUGCAAGAAGAAGCAGCUGAGUUCCGGAAGAUAGGGGUAUGGGAUGAAAACAAACUUUAUGAGGUUGACACUCUCAUUUCAGAAGCCCGGAAGAAUCAACAAAAGAUUCACAUUGCGGAGAUCAUGGGUAUUUGCCACAUUAAAGGGGCAGAACUCCCGGAAUCUCAGCAACAAAUGAAAGCUAGGAAAGCUGAGCGGGCGGCUGCUCAAGACUUGAAGCACAUCUGCCGCUGGCGCUGCUGGGCAUAG